CGCGGGCCGGGAAGGGGCGGGCGAAGCCUUCCCGGAACCAGCGGCGCUCGCACGGCCACGGCGGCCCCUUCUCCCGCGGGCUGAGGGUGCCGGGAAGUGCCCGCCAUGUCCUCGGUGGCCGCCGCCACCUGCGACGGCAAGGGCGCGGCGGAGGCGGGGGAGGCCAAGAAGCCGCUGAAGCCCUGCUGCGCCUGCCCCGAGACCAAGAAGGCGCGGGACGCCUGCAUUAUUGAGAAGGGAGAAGAAAACUGUGGGCACCUAAUUGAAGCACACAAAGAGUGUAUGAGAGCUCUGGGCUUCAAGAUCUGAGUGAGAUGAGCAGGACUGACUGGGAUGAUGUCUUUGGUGUGACUGUGUUCUGGGAAGCUGCAAAAUAAAUUAUUUCUGCAAGUUACUUCAAAGAAUAAAUAUAAACAAAGAAUCUAUUUAUAAAGAGUCUCUAAGAGUAUGCAUCGCAUCUGUAGCUUUUCCACAGUUUGCUCUUGACCACUGCAAUAGAAAAUAUAUUUUUUCCUCUUAAUUAAAGCCUGAAAAUGACCAAUG
Molecule: messenger RNA, 543 nt
Organism: Prinia subflava (tawny-flanked prinia)
Lineage: Eukaryota; Metazoa; Chordata; Aves; Passeriformes; Cisticolidae
Product: cytochrome c oxidase copper chaperone
Exons: 3
Coding region: 106-309 (67 amino acids)
Biological process (GO): mitochondrial respiratory chain complex IV assembly
Cellular component (GO): mitochondrial intermembrane space
Molecular function (GO): copper ion binding; copper chaperone activity
Source: RefSeq, a predicted model, not a curated record